Messenger RNA from Mesocricetus auratus (golden hamster), 3235 nucleotides. RefSeq names its product F-box protein 47 (gene Fbxo47). Lineage: Eukaryota; Metazoa; Chordata; Mammalia; Rodentia; Cricetidae. Bases 130 to 1578 code for a protein of 482 amino acids. The transcript is spliced from 11 exons. The record is from RefSeq and is a predicted model, not a curated record. Gene Ontology annotation, molecular function: protein binding.
AGCUGAGUAGGAGCUCGGGAGCCGAGCGGGGCGGAGCGGACGGAGCGGAGCGGACGGAGCGGAGCGGGAGCCUCCCCUGGUCUCUGGCGGGAAAACGCUGAGGAGAUUUUAAGUAUUGUGAGUCUGAGGAUGGGGAGUCAAGACCACUCAGCCCCACGCUCCUGCGGCACUGUAGCCGGAAAACUGUCGAAAUCUGUGGAUAAAUCCAUAGGAUACGAAAAGAUGGCAUCUAAAGCAAAUACCAGUUACACUUUGAUACCCAACCAGAAAUGUAAACGUACUAACCAUCAAUCCAGCUAUUUUUGCAACACCCUUGAUUCAGAUCCUCAACUCUUAUCUACACUUGGAGACUUUAAAAUGUUACCAUUGGAAAUAUUCCACAUAAUUUUAAGAUAUUUGUCAGUGAAGGAUAUUGGCAUGUUAAGCAUGGUGUCCAAAACAGUCAGCCAGCACAUAAUUAAUUAUAUUUCAACAUCCUGUGGAAGUAGAAGACUUUUAAUACAGAACUUUCAUGACCUUGAUCUGUCUGGCACGAAAGAAGAGAGUUGCCUACUGGAGCACUACAGAGCUCUAGGUCUACUAUUUAAAAGAUGCACCUUGCUGCUUCCCACCAAGGACAGACUAAAGUACAUUCACAAGAUCCUCUCAGAAGUUUCCUGUUUUAAAUUCAGUGGCUGUUCGGCUCCUUUGCAAUGCUUAGGAUUACCAUGUUACGGCAUGUUUUUACAGACCUUAACAGCAGGUUGGGAUGAACUGGAGUGCCAUCGUGUUUAUAACUUCUUAUGUGAGCUGACUAAUCUCUCCCGUAAGAUGCAGACUGUUGUCUGUAACAAACCAGGAAGUGCUCGGAAACUAGAGUUAAGGAUUAGACUGUUCUGUAGGAAUGUCCUACUUGAUCACUGGACACAACGAAGUGAUUCUGCAUUUUGGUUGACUAGAAUAUUAAAACCAUGGCCAAUGGUAAAUCAGGCAAGAUUGCUUUAUAUUAUCUUUGGACCAAUAUCUCCUCAAGAUGGGCAGGUGAUUUGGCAAGAAAUGGUGGAGGGACCCACAGAUGAAUCCAGUCUGAAAGGUUUGGCUAAUGCCAUUAAGUUACUGUAUGACACAGGUACCAAAGAGUGGACAGCAGAUGAUGUUAUCAGUCUUGUAGAUGAACUAUCAGUGGUUCCCCGGGAGUGGCUUCUGGAGAAUAAUGCACGCCUCCUAAUCCUGAGUGGGAACAACAUCUGCUUCACUUUCAUGGCUAGUAAAGCUGUGAAUGGACGGGCCAUUGAGUUAGCAAGGCUCAUAGUCUUUUUGGCUUUGGUGUGUGAGAAAGAGCUGUACUGCAUGGACUGGACAGUUAGAAUGAUGCAAAAAGUCUGCAAGGUCUUCAGCGCUGCAGCAGAGAGAAAGGGCUUCCUGCAGAGCGUGGCAAAUGCCUUUGCCUGUGUCACCAUGGAAAUGCUGCAGCCUAUUAUGUCUGGAGAGCGAGAUGAUGAUGACAGAGGCUUCCUGAAUUUGUUCCAUCUUCUUCAUGCUCAGGCGAACUUCCAUAAGGAGGUGCUAUAUUUGACCAUGAAUGCCUCCUCUUCCUAAAUCAAGAAGCUUGUCACUUAAAGAAUGUGUCACCAGACUAGCGCUUAGGAGAGUGACGCUUUUUCACGUCCAAGGGUAGCACCUGUUGGACUUUUGAUAAUCUAAUUAUCCAGGAACUCCAGCUGCACAGGAUUUUAGCUGUAACUGCUUCACCUUGAUUAAUGUAAAAUAACCUGCAACCCCAAGAAUGUGUUCCUGCUUUUCUGGGAAACAGUUCUAUCUCUCCAGGUCUUAGUAAACUCAACAUCAAACCAAAACAGAAUGUUAACUGUGCAAGUAUCUGCAGCCAACUCAACCUAUUCGUGUGGUUCUUUGAAGCAAGAGCUAAUUUAGCUUUACCUAGAACAGAUUCACUUUUGUGAACUAGUGCUAUCUGUUCACUUCGCUUGGGCUGAGCAAAUAUGGCCCAAAUGUUUUUGUAAUACUGUGUUUUAGAAUGUGCAUUAUGUAAGUCACAUUCUUUACCUCCUUCUUAGCAUUUGGUUACAAAAUAAGUCUUAUAUUUCAUUUAUAUUUUGGAUGAACUAACAGAAAAAAAUCCAAAAUAAGUAUGUGUGGAUACAUAUAUAUGUAUAUUUUUAUACAUAUAGACACAUAUACAUAUAUUUCCUGCAAGACAAUCAUACAAAAGAUCUAUAAAUAGAGGAAGGUGUGUGUAUGUGAGCUAUAGUCCUCAGAUAAUGGAAUCAUCUUGUAGCUUCCCUGGGGAUUAGAGCAGAGAAUUGCAAGCAGAAGAAAAACAUAAUGAAAAUAAAUAGUUCUGCUGCUGCCAGAAUAAUCUUCACAAGUAAUCCCCCUUCUUGAUAAGACUUUUCUGCCUGUCCCAGAAAGUGGGAUUUGACGAUGGGAACUAAAAGCACACAUGGUUAGAGUAGCCAAAGAGAGAGGAGAUGGAGACAGGGGAGAGAAAGUGUCUGUGGAUCCCAGGGAACUCUAAGCCCAUUCAGUAGGCCUGCUACCUACCCUCACCUCCACUUGCUGUGAGUGUAGCUAUAGUGCAGGGGCCUCUAGAGCUCUUGCUUCCUCUUCUCCAGCCCCUCCCCUCCAGUCAAAUGCAGGGCUUUGUACACGCUAAGCAAGCACUUCACCACUGAGCUGGAUCCUAGUUCACUGUCACCUUCCCACAGGACUUCUCAGGGCUGCCCUUCUCCUCAGAACACUGGGGGAUAAGGAAAUUACCUUCAGUGGCAGGGUGUAAAGAAAAUCCAUGAAUUUUAACAAACAGGCUCUGAAAAUUUGAUAGGACUGAGAAGCAGUGAAAAUUGUGGAUAAAUUUUUAAAAAUUGUGAUAAAACUUUCAAUAUGAGAGGAUCAAAAAAUCAAUUGUCUUUUUGUUAUCCAAUUAUAAUUCCACUAUUGGGAAAAUUUUUUUCCUUCAGAGUUUAUUUGAAGAUUUGGGAGAAACAUUCUUACUGUUAUAAACCUCAUUCAUUUUCUUCUGGUCAGUUGAAGAAUUGAUCUGUAACAAUUAACCUCGGCAGCCUGUUGUAACAGCAAAUACCAGAAUGCAAAGUAACACCUCAGAGCAUUUGAUUUUUCCUGUCUCCAAUAUUCCCACUUUGGAAAUAUUACUAUUUUUACUUCUCAAAACACUAGUAAUUUCAAGUUUUUUUGGUUUUUGUUUUUUAUUUUUGUUUUUUGUUUUUCAAGACAGGGA